This is a messenger RNA of Penicillium macrosclerotiorum, 1227 nucleotides long. RefSeq lists its product as uncharacterized. The record is from RefSeq and is a predicted model, not a curated record. Gene Ontology annotation, molecular function: ATP binding; protein kinase activity. The transcript has a single exon. Bases 1 to 1227 code for a protein of 408 amino acids. Gene Ontology annotation, biological process: protein phosphorylation. NCBI's taxonomy places the organism in Eukaryota, Fungi, Ascomycota, Eurotiomycetes, Eurotiales, Aspergillaceae.
AUGAUCAAUCCUGAAGGCAGAUUUUUCACCGCAGAGCAAAUCUACUUUGGCUCCGGCGAGAUCCCUGGAGUCGAAGCCCAUUGCAACGUCUGGGAUUGGGAUCAACUACGAUUGAUUAAAGUCAAAGGCACUAGUAAUGUUUUCCCCUCUGAUGGGGAUAUUGAACACCAGGUCUUAUCGCAAUUUGCUGAUUAUCUAUCACCUACGGUCCGCGCUAUUACCGUCGACGACGACGGGCUCCUUACUGCACUCUCAACGGACCCGGAGGAUGACGAUACUCAAUUUAUUGCGUAUCUUCCAUUUUCAUUACUUGCCUCGCUCGAUAAUUGCCGUAUCGCUGAUUAUCCUACGAUCAAGUUCUCUGAACUUCAAGAACUAGAUCGUCUCGGAGCUGGUGUGGAUCUCUCAUUAUAUAAUGAUCAAAGGGUUGCUUUUAAAUUUGAACCUUUUGGAAAGCCCCGGAGACUACUAAUGGCCUGGAAUGAGCUAAAUCUCCUUGCUCAUCUACCACCACAUCCGAAUAUUAUGCCACUUGAUCGUAUUGUUCUCGAAGAUAUAGAGUCUCGUGUUCUUGGGUUUACUACAAAAUAUAUUCCAAGUGGAACUCUCGCCGAUCACCCUGAGAUUCCUUUACAAUUUGAGUGGUUGAAGCAGUUGACCCAGGUUGUGGAUUUCCUUAAUCUUGAACUCGGUGUAAUGCAUCAAGAUAUUGCGCCUCGAAAUCUACUUAUCGAUCCGGAUACUACUAAGAUUCUUCUUUUUGACUUCAAUUGGGCCGUCUACGGAACAGCAUCCCUAAUCGAGGGUCGAGAUGAUGUAUCUAGCGUCGUAUAUACAUUAUACGAGCUUAUCACAAACGAUACCCAUUUCUCAAGCAUCCCCUACUGGGAUCGAAAUGUCGAUGAGCUGCUGAGCUCUGAUUGGGUGUGCAAACGCGAGCUAGACUCGGAUAUAUCGAUAUUCCGCGAGUUUUUGAGUGAAUGGCUAGAGAUGCGGAAAGGGAGUAUUGAAAAAUAUUCCAAUGCACCUAAUCAGCUUACUUGGCCAGACCUGCCAAAUCCACCUGAUUACAGUGUGCCUUUUGAACUAGGUGAAACCGAUAACGGAGAGCCGCUUUAUGUAACAGGCCCACGGACAAGGCGUACAGCCUUGUCAAAGGGGCAGUAUUGUUUCCGCUGGGAAAGGCCACCACAAAAUAGAUCGAGUUCAGGUAGCAUCGAAAAAUAG